Messenger RNA from Hipposideros armiger (great roundleaf bat), 8263 nucleotides. It is a transcript of the gene CCDC141, whose product is annotated as coiled-coil domain containing 141. The coding region runs from base 132 to 4271 and encodes 1379 amino acids. The transcript is spliced from 21 exons. Gene Ontology annotation, molecular function: protein binding. The record is from RefSeq and is a predicted model, not a curated record. Lineage: Eukaryota; Metazoa; Chordata; Mammalia; Chiroptera; Hipposideridae.
AGUAAUCAGUUGGAGCUGAGCUCUUCCCCUGAAUGAAUCCAAGUAACCCCGGUGGUUGCCUUCUGAAAUGACCAGCAGACACACAUCUGUACAGAGGCUGCCCGAAGUAUAAACUCUGGUUCUAAAGUACCAUGUCCAGCCAAGGAAGUCCCGGAGUGGAGUUUUCUACGACAACAGUCAGUUCAGUAGCUGUGCAGGCUGGGGACUCUAAAAUCGUAAUAGCUGUCAUAAAGUGUGGCAAGUGGAUACAACUUCAGCUGGCUGAAUCACAGCCCAAUAUUCUAGAAAUUGGUAGCAGUCAAGAUGAAACCAAAAAACUUCUUCAUGAUCAUGAACUUCUUUUGGCCAAGCUCAAGGCUUUGGAAGAUCGGGUAUGGGAACUCUUGCAGGAAGCAGACAAGACAGCUGAGGAGAACAAGGAUCAGAGUCAGGUCUAUGAUGCCAUGGCCAAAACCCUGGGUGAAGCAUGGGCAGCCCUGGUCUCUAUGCUUGAAAGAAGAAGGGAGCUCCUCAGGUUGACCUCAGAAUUUUUUGAAAGUGCCUUGGAGUUUGCCAUUAAAAUAGAUGAAGCUGAAGAUUUCCUCCAGAACACCCAGGAGUUCGAGAGUGCUGAGUCCUUAAAAUCGCUCCUUCAGCUUCAUGAACAUCACACCAAAGAACUCUUAGAACGAUCUCUGGCCCUUUUAAACAAAAGUCACCAACUCACUGACUUCAUAGAGAAAUUCAAGUGUGAUGGACCUAAUGUAAACCCCGAGUUGAUCCAGGGAGCUCACAACAGCUGCAUGAAGAUUGACAGCCUUCUUGAACUUCUACAAGACAGGAGACGGCAACUGGACAAGUUCCUGAAGCAGCAGCGGCAGGAAUUGAGUCAAGUUCUGCAGAUAUGUCAGUGGGACCAACGAGAAAACCAGGUUACUUGUUGGUUUCAGACAACCAUAAAAGAUUUACGGGAACAAAGCCUAGGUUCCUCACUUUCAGACAAUGAGGAGCUAAUCCGUAAGCAUGAGGAACUGAAAAUAAAAGCAAAGGAAUGGAAUUCCACUGUUGAGGGGCUGAAGAGUGAGGCACUUGAGAUCCUGCUGUCCAAGGACCAUGUGGAGAGAGAACACCUACAGGUCUCUAACCAGAAACUGAAUCGGCUUCAAGAAGAAUUUGGUCAGCUCAUCGUGGAAAGGAAUACCUGGUUAAAAAAGGCAAAUGAGUUUUUUAACAGCGCUAACAAGGCAUUUGAUGUGCUUGGAAGAGUUGAAGCUUAUCUUAAGCUCCUUAAAUCAGAGGGUUUAAGUCUGCCUGUCUUGGCAGCAAGGCAUGAGGAGUUACACAGAGAAAUUAAAGAGUGCACAGCUGAUGCUUUGCAGAAGGGGCAAGCCUUAAUCAGCCAAGUAGACUCCUGCAGCUCUCGGGUGACCGGUGUCCAUGAAAUGAUGGGAUGCAUUCAGAGACGAGUGGAUCAUCUGAUCGAACAGUGUUCAGCGCACAAGGAAUUUGCUCUUAAGAAACAGCAAUUAACAGCCUCAGUGAAGGGCCACCUAAGGAAGGUGGAAAUGUCAAUUCAGAAAAUCAGUCAAGUACUUUCCAAUGCAAUGGAUGUCGGUUCCAGCCUUUCUGAAUCAGAGAAGAUUUUGAGUAAAUACUUGGAGCUGGAUAUCCAAGCUAAGGACACAGCACAAGAAUUAGAAGCAGCUGCAAAACUUAUGACAGAGAAAAAUGAAUUUGAGCCUGAUGAAGUGGCAUCGCUUUCUUUUAAAGCUAAAUGGCUGAAGGAAGAAUUAAGCGUACUUGGCCAAAGCCUCGCCUCCAGGUCACAAGUCCUGCAAACUUAUGUGGCAUUUCUAAAGUCAUCAGAGGAGGUGGAGGAGCAGUGUCAGAGCCUAAAGGAGUUUUACCAAACUGAAAAUCCGCGGAGGGAAGAGGAUACUGCCGAAGCCAGACACCGACCUGACUCUGCUGAGCAGUGGCAGCUCUUCUUAAAGAGGGGUUUUUUAACCCAAGACCUAGGGCUUGACUUCCUUAAUUUAAUAAAUAUGCAACUGAAUGAUGAGGUUCAGUACAUUAUACAAGAAUCAGAAGAAUUAAGUGGCAAAGGAGCUCCUGUGAAAGACAAGUCCCAACAACUGAAGGACCUCAUUCACUUCCAUCAAAAACAGAAAGAGAGAAUCCUAGACUAUGAGGACACCCUGUACAAGACAGUGCAGUUCCACCAAGUCAAGGAAAAGCUAGAACAUCUCAUCAAAUCAAGAGAACUGGAGUUUCUAGAUCAGCCCAAGGAACUGGAUAACGCUCACGAUGCCCAGCUUCACCUCAGCCGCUCUCAGGAAAAGCAGGCACACAUAGACCAUCUCCACAAACUGGCACUUUCCCUGGGAGUGGGCAUCAUCUCAUCAGUGCAGCGGCCGCUCAAAGAGUCAUUCAAAGAUACCAAAAAGAAAUUCAACAAUUUGAAGUUUAAUUACACUAAGAAAAAUGAAAAAGCUCGAAAUCUGAAGGCUCUUAAAUAUCAAAUUCAACAAGUUGAUAUGUAUGCUGAAAAAAUACAGACUUUGAAAAGGAAAAUGGAAAAAGUUGAGAUUAAAACUUCUGAUUCUUUCUUAAAUUAUCCAAAUAAUAAAGGUAAUAUCCUUUUGGAAGCCAUGAAGGAUUUGCAAAAACAUGUGAAUGAGUUUGACAGAGUUGUAACAGAUUACAAGAAAAAUUUGGACCUGACAGAGCAUCUCCAGGAGCUGAUAGAAGAGUGUCAUUUUUGGUGUGAAGAUGCAAGUGCCACCGUUGUAAGAGUUGGAAAAUAUUCCACAGAGUGCAAGACAAAGGAAGCUGUGGAAAUUCUCCACCAGCAGUUCAAUAAGUUUAUCAUCCCCUCAGUGCCUCAGCAAGAAGAAAGGAUUCAGGAAAUCAGUGACCUCGCUCAGCGAUUAUAUGGUUUUGAAGAAGGGCAGAAAUAUGCUGAGAAAAUAGUGGCAAAACACAAAGAGGUUCUUGAAUCUAUUACUGAAUUAUGUGGCUCUCUCACAGAGCUUGAAGAAAAGCUGAAGCAGGGAGACGUUUUAAAGAUGAAUCUGAAUUUGGAAGACUUCCAUGAUGAUUGCAUUGACCUACUGAAAGAACCAGUGAGGAAUAAGCAGACAGUAUUCAAUGAAGAAAUGAAUAAGGAACAGGCUACGGUAGCCGAUAUUUCGGCCAUGGAUGGAACAAGAGGAAGAGGAAGUCAGCUUCCCCAGGACCCGAAGCAGCUGUCCUCUGGCAGAGAGGGUGGUGUCCAAGGCCUGCUCCUGCCUUCAGACAUGCUUGUAGAAGAACAUGAGUGUGUCUCGCCUGAUGACAUCUCUUUGCCUCCACUCCCAGAGAGCCCCAACUCCCCCCUCGCACUGUCUGACAUGGAGGUGGAAGAGCCUGCCAGCCCCGCCCUCAGCCUUCACAGAAGCAACUACAGGAUGCAGAAGGGGGCCAGUGGUCCAGGGGAGGCCCAGGAAUCUGUUCUUUCACCACCUCCUGCUUUUGCUGAUACUUGCAGCGAUAAGAGAGAAACAUUUGCAAGUCAUUUUGAGAGGCCUUACCCUCAGCUCGAAGCUGAGCCUCCACUAACCCCCAGAGGAUUUCUGGAAAAGAAUACUGGCAUCUGCGAAAUCAGUGCUAAACAUACAGAGAGCAUGUCGCGUGAAGUGCAUGAGAGAGCUUUACAGCAGCACCCGCAGGCUCAGGAAAGUUUGUUAGAAACACAGGCGAAAAUGCAUGCUGAUGAUAACGUCACUAAAACCCGAGAUAGGCUGCAUGCUUCCCAGGACGCAGUCUCAGGCCUUGGGUUUCAGUCAGGCCCCAGCCUGGCCUAUCAGAGGCAGAUAGUUUCCCAAGAAGAGAUUAGAAGCACAUCGGCAAAGAACAGCGUGGUCAGCCUAGCUGGCCAGGCACCUCAUUUCUCCAGGCUCCUGUCUAAUGUAACUGUUGUGGAAGGUUCUCCAGUGACUUUGGAAGUUGAAGUGACAGGAUUUCCAGAGCCUACACUGACAUGGUACAAGAAAGGCCAGAAAUUGUCUGCAGAUGGACACUUACAGGUUUUACACAAGGAGACAAGACAUUCAGUGUUCAUUCCGAAGGUAUGCGGGGCAGAUGCAGGCCUCUAUGUGGCUCGGGCCCAAAACUCUAGUGGCAUUCUCUCUUCCAAUGUCAUCCUCCAUGUGACAAGUAACUGCAGUCCACCAAUCACAAGAAUAACCUGGAUAACGCUGUGUGUCAUCUAUGUUAGUGUGUCCCUCAUGUACUGGCUGCUCGUACAGUGACUGUGCGAUUGGCACCCAUGGACGUUAUUCUCAGAAGCCUAAAGGACAAUACCGUUUCUUUUCCUGCACCUUCCACAAAGCAUCCCUGACCAAGUGUACCUGCAUUCUGACCCUAUGGCUUGUUUAGCUAAUACUAUGGCUCAGUGAAGUUACCCAGUUUUCUUUAGUGCUUUAAUCUAUUUGAAGAGCUUGGUAAAUUAUGUGCAGUGGGUAAUGAUACAUUUUUGUAUUCUAGAAGGAGAUGUGUUCAAUACAAAACACAGUAAACUUAUGUUUAUUCCCUUCUAAUUUGGGAGCAUGCAGAUCAAGGCUCACAACAUAGACAUGUGAGUCACAUUUCAAAUCCAAUUGUUCGAAAAUUUAUUUUUAAUUGUAUUCAUAAAUAUCUCCUUGUAGAAUAACAGUAGAAAUAUUGAACUGAAAUUGUAAUUUUUAUUAUUGCAUUAGGUGGCCUUUACUUUUGUUUUUUCAUGUCUUGAUCUCAUUUAUUGAAAUACAUUCUAUGUAGUUUCUACAUAGCCUACAUUCCUGAGUCGGGGGAUGCUGCUGUAAAUAAUCGCUCCUCAUGCAGAUCUCAUGGGUUUGACAUUAGAGAACAGAUGUGUCCCUCGACUUUAAAUGGAGUUUCAAACAUCCAUCAGCUAUGCAUGUCAUAGAGUGAGACGGAGCACAGUCUGUGGGAAUGGGCGGAUAUUGUUCUUGUCAUUCCAUUGACGUGUUUUGGGCAGCCAUGUAUAUGCAACUUCAACCAGUUCCUCCUGCUUCUAAUUUUGAUUCUGCUGCGGACCAUUUUUGCAGCCAAUGGUAAGGCAUCUUGGUGCCUCAGUUUCCCAUUCAGAAAAUGGGCUCAUCAUCUACCUCUUGGGCAACUGAAAGUCUUCAUUUUAUGUCCUAUAAAUAUCUGGAAAAUGUAAAGCACACUAUGAAGGUUAAGGGUGAUUAUAUUGAUUACUGUAAUCUGUCAUAACAUUGCCUCCUGCCCACUAUUUCUCUUUCAGAUGUUGUUUCUUUAGAAUAUUAAAGGAGUGGCGUUAGUUUGUGAUCUCCAACUAUUCCCAUAUUAGAAAAUGAUGUUUUAUGAAUUGGAGCUUAAAUUCCUUUCUAAUUUCUCAAGACUACAUACUUUUCAAAGACUUGAAAUUAAAUUCAGGAGGAUACGUUUAGUAUGAUCUAGGAGGGAAAAGUGUGUAGUAAAAUGACAUAAGAUGAAUCCUAUCCUUUUUCAUAAUUAUCACUUUAAAAUUGAAGAAUGUUCUAUGCCUUUAUAAAAUAUAUUAUUCAAAAAAGGUCAUCUUUUGGGCCCCCUUUGAAAAUAAACAUGAAUAACAGAGGCAUUUGUCUUUUAGAUUUUAAGCAUCAUCUUUUCAUGCUAGGGAAAGUCUUUCGUUGAAAGAAUAAUUCAUUGUAGUUUUUUGAUGAAGAGAAAGAAUUAAUUAUGUUGCUGUAAGGAUGUCUACAAAUAAUAAAAAUAUUUAAAUGUAAUAUAUUCAAGUUGAUAUUAAGUUACUGAAUGUCAUCUAAAGAUGUGAAAUCUGUGGUUGGGUAAAACGUUUGCAUAUUUUUUUCUUGUGCUGCAUGUUCACUUUAAUUAAAAUAUUAAAUCUCUUAAUUUUCUUCCAGAUUUUGACAGCAACCUAUUAAAAGCAUAUAUAUACAGCAUCCUAAGGGAUUCAUAGUCUUUUAACUCUCCUAUGCUUUUUGUCCAGUUUCAAGUAUUUUGCAUAUCUCGCCUAACUGCUAUUUCCAUGUUGAAGCAAAAGAAUGAGACCUAUUCAUGUCCCAACAAGGCAGGUAGGACCGUGUAACAAAUUCUUGCCCCACUGCCUCUUUCUUGUUAAUUUAAUGGGAUCUCCUUUCCCUAUACAUAAGCUUGGUUGCAUUUGUGGCUCAGGGUUGUUAGGGCACUGGAAUUGCUGGUUUGUUUUCCCUGUUGCAUGCCAGGUAAUGUUAAUCCUUUGUGGAACAGGGUGGGAUAUACAUGUAUUCACAGUGUAUGAACAAAUAAGGCACAUAAAGCCCCUGAUAUUUUAAUGUAUAUAUCAAAUAUAAGAUUAUACAUGCAUACAGAGAUAUAAAUGUACACACAUACAUAGAGCUGAAAUAUUGGGAAAAAGCAUGAUGCUGAUAUUCAAGAUAUAUUUCAGAUAGCAGUCUGUAUAUCAGUCUCUAUCUGCCUGUCUAUCUAUCUAUCUAUCUAUCUAUCUAUCUACCUACCUACCUACUUAUCAUCUGUCUGUCUACGUACGUACCUACCUAUUUUUCUGGGCUAUUGAUUGACUAUCUAGUAAUUCCCAGAGCAAUGAAGAAUACUUAGCUAUUCAGUGUUCUGGCUAUAUUUUAACUUUAAAGACUUAAAUAUAAUUUUCCUUUUUGCUAAGACUUCUGUCUUCAUCCAAAAAUUCUCCUAUUGAAAGUCUGAACUAAAGUUAUUUUUAAGAAAGAAAAAUGUAGGCAUUUCAAAUGAUUCUAUUUAAAGAUAUAUACAUGAUUUAUACCCAUUUACUUCUCGAGAAAAUUCUGGACAGCUGGUAAUAGCAAAACACUUCUCAACAAGAAAAUGAAAAGAAAAAGAGCAUAUGCACUUGACACCUUAAAAAAAUGCAACACAAAAUGUGUGUCUGGGCUUCCUGUAAGGCAAAAUCACUGAGUUUUCCAGUUCUGAUUUUCUAAUAAAAGGAUGUAUAAACAUUUGGCAAUCAAGUUUCUCUCACACUGAAUUCCAGGAGAAAUUUAUUGUAUGAAUCCUAACAUUGGAAUAUCUGCAUAUUUUAUAAUAUGUAGAAUAUUUGGGGGAAAAACAGGAACAUUUAACUAUUUCUUUCAAUAAUGUUAACCAUCACUUAUAAUCAAGACAUAGACUUAAAACAGGUUGCUGCAAGAACCUUCUAAUUGCUUCACUUAAGUUUAAAUCCCUUCAAGUAGCAUAUCCAAAGCUCUUUAGUAACUGACCUCCCCUUCCUAGCCUCUGUUCCAUCCCUUCUGAUCUCUCCUCCAAAGCAACAUUUAACUUCAGGUUUUUACCCUAUCAUGUUCUUUCUUGUCUCCAGUCCUUUCUUCCUGAUUUAUUUAACGUAUUAUAUAUAGAACUCCCUUACUCUACUCUAACCUGUCUACAUGUGGCUUAACUCCUGCUUAUUUUUCCAGUUUCAUUUGAGAUGCACCAUCCUCCAGGAAGUCUCCUGACCACACGUCGCGUGUAGAUGUCCUUGCUGUGUGCACUGUCAGCACCAGGGCUGCCCAUGUCUUGUCUCUUAAUACAUAGCAUCGGAAUUGCAUGUGCUAGCAUCUGUCUACUCUGGCUAGAGUAUGCGGUCCUCAUCAGCUGCAUCUUAACAGCACUGUUCAUCAUUAUAUUCCCAGCACGUAAGACAUAGUCACACUUAAUAUUAUAUUUCUUGAAUUGUUGUCAUAGGUAAACAGAGAUAAACUUAGCUUGCUUUCCUUUCUUUUUUCCCCCUUCUUUGGAGAGGAGUGGGGGAGGAGGUGUAAAAAGAGGAGGACGUAUUUGUUACCUGACUAUUCUUUCUUAUUAUGAACAUUAGCCAGUCACAAUCAGCUUCCAGCCAUGACAUAUAAAACACUGUUAUCUAAUCUAUAAAACUUAAUUGAGAACACUCCUGAUCCCCAGGGGCUAGACCCUGAUUAAAAAUUUAAACUUAAAGAUAGAUGCUGGCUCUAGUGGUCAAAAUAACACUGAGGAGAGAAGAGGCAAAAUCCAGGAUCAUGGUUCCAACAUUUUAAAGCACAUGUAAUCCGGCACAAAUCAUCUUCAGGUGUAAGUGGAAAAGUGGGUGUCUGCACUCUCAGUGACUGCCUACCCGCCCAAACCAGAAUUUAGGUACUUCUUUAGAACAUGGCACAAAUUAUCACUAUUUUUAUGUAGCUGGGGCUCAGUAAUCUGGUUGCAAACAGAUCUUAUUUGGAACCAGUAUUUCAUUCAUAUGUGUAGAUAUUUUGAAAAGCCAAAUCCAAGAAUUUAGAUGAUUUGAAUU